CUGAUUUUUAGGUUAAGUUUAAGUGAAAUAUGAAUUAUGUUCAGUAACUGAAUUUUGGUUUUAGCUCUACAUCUUUAAUCUUUCAAUCACAUUAUUCUGUUAACUGCAUGAAGUUUACGAAAAGUUUUCCUAUAAGUUAAUCUUUUCCGUCAAAUGUUGAGCACGAGGGAAUUUUUAAAAGGAUAGGUGUAAGGUUAUGAUUUGCUCGUGCUUCAUACUCCUUGCUUUGCCUUAUCAUCAAUUCCACACGGCUUCCCACAAGAUCAGAAAAAUCGAAUUUUCACAUUCUAUCUACUAAGUCGUUCUACCAAAGGUACAUUUAUUGGAACAUUAAUCGAAUUUGAAUUGUUGCUUCUACCAUUCAAUUAAUGAUGGACAACUCAGAAAAGGAUGAUCGUUUUGCUCAUGUAGCACAAGAUCCCAAAUUUCGUAGAAUCCCCAAGUAUGAGAGGAAAAUCAAGAUUGAUAAACGUUUCCAGUCCAUGUUUACUGAUGAACGUUUCACUGUUAAUUACUCAGUCGAUAAGAGAGGAAGACCUCUCCAGAAAUCUUCUGGAGAUGAUUUCCGUAAGUAUUAUGAAAUCUCCUCAGAAGAGUCUGAUGGUGAUGAUCCUGAGGCACCUUCGACUUCCAAGAUGGUCAAAGUAAAAAAAAGUGUAAAUCAGAAGAAGAAAAAGGAUAUCACACCUAGGCUCAAUGCGGCAACAGAAUCUGAUGAUGAGAAUAGUGUUAAAAUGGACAAUUUAGACGAAAGUAUUGAUAUUGAUCAAAAGUGUGAAGAUGACGAGUUUGAUGAAAAAAAUAUGUCAAGCAAAAUUCGUCAACGCCUAAAAAAUAUGUCUGUUGACUACGCUCGUGGUGAGUCAACUCUUCUAUCUGAUAGUUCUUCAGAUGAGGAAUCCUCUGAAAAUGAUGAGCCAGAUAUUGAACAUGCUUGGGGAGAAUUAGACAGAGAUGCAGAAAGAACUGAUGAGAUCACUCAUCGACUUGCUGCCUGCCACAUGGAUUGGGAUCGAAUCAGAGCAGUAGACCUGAUGGUUUUGUUCAAUUCCUUUUUACCCAAUAAAGGUGUCAUCCAAUCUGUAACCAUUUAUCCAUCUGAAUUCGGAUUGAAAAGAAUGCAAGAAGAGGAACUGAUAGGACCUCCAGAACUUGUCGGUGACAAAAAAACUGAUCCCGGUUUCUUGGAUAAAGAAAACACCAGUAAAGUUGGUUUGGAUGCUGAUUCUUCCCUUGAAGAAGUAAGCCAGACUUCUAGCGAAAAUGAUGAGGACAUGAAUAGUGAAAGUGAUGGCCAUUCAGAUGAUGAUGGAAGUCAAACUAAUGAUGAUGAUAAUAAUAAUUCGGACUCAGGAGAUUCUGAUGACAAUCAAGAAGGAAAAAAAUUUCACAUGGAGCGAUUGAGACAGUAUCAGAUCAACAGGCUGAAGUACUACUAUGCGGUUAUUGUCUUUGACUCUGCCGAAACGGCAAACAAAGUUUACACAGAGUGUGAUGGAAUGGAGUUCGAAACAUCCUCUGCCAGACUCGAUCUGCGAUUCAUCCCAGAUGAAACAACCUUUGAUCAGGAGCCGAAAGAAGUGUGCACAAGUCUUCCAGAAAAAGGCAAAUACAAGCCCAGAUAUUUCACCACAACAGCUCUGCAGCAAUCGAAAGUAACCUUAACUUGGGAUGAAACAGACCCACAUCGAAGUGAAGUCAUGCAAAAAGUGACAGAGGCGGCUCAAAAAGGGGGUGAUAUCAGUGAUGACGAAAUCCAUAAUGUAUUAGCUACUUCCUCGGAUGAAGAUGAUGAAGGCAUUGAGUCAGCCGGAUCAGAUAAUGAUCAUGUAUCAGUAGCAGAGACAACUGUCUCAAAAGCUGAGUCCAUAGCUCGUUAUCGAAACCUGAUCAAGAUGAUAGAGGAAGAGGAAGAACAGAAGAAAAAUGAUGUUGAGAUGGAGAUCUCCUGGGGAGUUGGACUAAAAGACAAAGCAAAAGAAAUGGUAGACAAAAAGGCCAAAACAAAGCUCACACCUUUCCAACAACUGGUGGAGAAGAAGAGAGAAAAGAGGCGUUUAAAGAAAGAGGAGAGAACUCAAAAGAAAGAAAAUAUUAAUGAGGAAUCAGGCAGUGAUAUUCCAUUCUCUGAUGAUGAGCUUCCGUCCGAUGUGGAUACAAAUGACCCAUUUUUCCAGAGUGAAAUGCCCAAGAAGAAAAAGUCCAAGAAAAAAGAAGACAUUGCUAAAAGCAAAGCAAAUGAGGAUGAAGAACGAGAAAAUAAUGCAGAGUUGGAAUUGCUUCUCAUGGAUGAAGGGGCUGAUGACAACAAACAUCAUUUUGAUAUGAAGAAAAUUGUUCAAGGAGAAACUAAGAAGAAGAAAAAGAGCAAGUCCAGAUACAAGAAGGCCUCCGCUCCGCAGGAGAAGGAGCCUGAUGAUUUUAUGGCUGAUGUCCAAGACGAGCGUUUCAGUGCUCUCUACACAUCUCAUCAUUUCAACAUUGAUCCUGCCAAUCCCCUUUUCAAGAAAACUAAAGCUAUGGAAGCAAUCAUCUCUGAAAAACAGAGGAGGAGAAAAUCUGACCCUAAUUAUGAAUUUGAGGAACCAGGGGUCUCCAAAAAACCAAAAAUUGACAGUAGUUUGCUGAAGAAGGAUACGGAACUCUCUAUGCUGGUUAAGGAAAUCAAGAAGAAAAUGUAGAGACAUUAAGGAGAAGCAGAGUUUUUUCUUGGAAGCCGUAUAUGCUAGCAAGUCUUUUGUUACCCUUAUCAGAUCUAUCAAAUUUCCUAUUUUAAAGCAUUUCUGUGAUUUUAAACUUAAAAAUAUGUGGUCUGAGGUUUUUUUUUCUUCUUUAUCAUGUACAACUUUUUUUCUAAGUUCAUACUUAUCAUGUAGAACCUACUUGUUAUAAUUUCUGCAAAAGUUUCCUGUGAAAUAAAGUAAAAUAUUCGAAAA
Bemisia tabaci is the source of this 2936-nucleotide messenger RNA. RefSeq names its product ESF1 homolog. Gene Ontology annotation, molecular function: RNA binding. The record is from RefSeq and is a predicted model, not a curated record. Lineage: Eukaryota; Metazoa; Arthropoda; Insecta; Hemiptera; Aleyrodidae. Gene Ontology annotation, biological process: rRNA processing. Gene Ontology annotation, cellular component: nucleus.